UCUGGACUUGGGUAGAUGAAAGAAGUUGUGCAACACGUGAAUUCCCGGCGGAAAGGCGAGUCGCGAGUGUCACAAGCUCCGUGCCGACCUUUUAGCAGCCGUGAGCCGGGGCUCCAUUCAGCCUAAAGAGCGGACAGGGUGAGGAGACACAACACCUGGAGAGCGGAGUGUUUUAAAAGUGUCAUUAUGCCAUGGCGUCUCUGGGCGCCUCCUUCGUUCAAAUCAAAUUCGAUGACAUCCACUUCUACGAGAACUGUGGCGGCGGGAGCUUUGGCAGUGUGUACCGUGCCCGCUGGAUCUCGCAGGACAAAGAGGUGGCGGUGAAAAAGCUGCUGAAGAUUGAGAAAGAGGCGGAGAUCUUGAGUGUCCUCAGUCAUCGAAAUGUCAUCCAGUUUUAUGGUGCAAUUCUCGAGGCCCCAAACUAUGGAAUUGUCACAGAGUAUGCCAGCGGAGGAUCAUUAUACGAGUAUCUAUCAAGUGAUGCAAGUGAAGAAAUCAGCAUGAGACAGAUCAUGACCUGGGCCACAGAGAUUGCUAAAGGAAUGCAUUAUUUACAUGCAGAGGCCCCAGUCAAAGUUAUGCACAGAGAUCUCAAGUCACGAAAUGUGGUUUUGACAGCAGACAAAGUUCUCAAGAUCUGUGAUUUUGGAGCAUCAAAGUUUCACUCGCACACCACACACAUGUCUCUGGUGGGCACGUUCCCCUGGAUGGCACCGGAGGUCAUUCAGAGCCUUCCUGUUUCUGAAACAUGUGAUACAUACUCGUACGGAGUGGUCUUGUGGGAGAUGCUGACUCGUGAAAUUCCUUUCAAAGGGCUAGAGGGGCUGCAAGUGGCUUGGCUGGUUGUGGAGAAGAAUGAGAGAUUGACUAUUCCUAGCAGCUGUCCUGCUAGCUUUGCAAACCUGAUGAGGAAAUGCUGGGAAACAGAUCCAGUGAAAAGACCCUUGUUUAAAGAGAUCCUGUCCAUCUUAGAGGCCAUGUGCAAUGACAGUCAACUCUCUGAUCAGUGCAACUCUUUCCUUCAAAACAAAGCAGAAUGGAGGCGUGAGAUCGAGGCGACUCUGGAUCGCUUGAAGAAGCUGGAGAGGGACCUUAGCACUAAAGAGCAGGAGCUGAAGGAGAGAGAGCGCCGCCUCAAGAUGUGGGAGAAGAAACUCAUAGAGCAAUCCAACACUCCUCUGCUCCCGAAUCUGGCCAUCCAUUUCUGGACAGAGGAACAUGUGUACUUCUGGAUGUCACAGAUUUUCGGGACAGAGUGUGAGAUGCAGGGCUACGCUGAUGUCUUUAAACAGAACCACAUCACUGGACGCAGGCUGCUGCUCCUCUCUGAGGCAGAUAUGAGGGACAUGGGCAUCUCCUCUAAAGGGCAUAUCAUACAUCUGAAGGGUGAAAUUGAAAAGUUAACAAACGAUUACUUGGCCCUGUUCCAUUUCCCACCAUUAACAAAGGAUGAAUGGGACAGAGAAGAGGAGAAGGCAAGCUGGAGGAAGACUGUUAAUUUGGAGCUGGUGUUUGGUUAUCACUGGAAACCAGGAACAGGUCCACAGGACUGCAAGUGGAAAAUGUACUUGGAGCUUGAUGGAGAUGAAGUUGCUUUGACCUAUAUCAAAGAUGUCACAUUUAUUGCAAACAGAGCAGAUGUGGAAGUUUCAAAGAUGACCAAGCCACCAUUUGUAAUGGAGAAAUGGAUUGUUGGGAUAUCUGACAAACAGACUGUUGACUGCACUGUAAAUUAUGAGAGUGAUGUCAGGUCUCCAAAGAGCACAAGGCAUGUGCACUCAGUGCGGUGGAGCCUGGUCAGUGGAGCAGAUGAAAUCAGAGGUGUAGAGCUGCUUAUAGAAACAACACCAACGAAUGGGGAGGGGAACUACAGGAGCAAUUCCAACUCUGGUGUUGACCCUCAGUGGAUUUCCAGUUUGAGAUCAAAACAACUCAGAGAGAACCUAGCCCACGAACGACACAGUGCCCCUCAAAGCAACCACUCAGAUAGCAUGACCCUCCCGCAGUUUCUGUCUGCGUUUGGUAAUCAGUCAUCAUAUGCUGCAGCUUUACGAAGAUCACCUAGUCAGAGUCCACUUUCACAAUUGGCUGAUUCCCGAAGCUCCUCUCCUACACUUUCAACCAAACUCUCCUCAAUUCACCUGGGGUCAAAGGGUAGCAGCCCUUCUAGUACGACUUCAGAGAGCACAUCAGAAAGAGACCGCUCUCAUAGGAAUAAGCAUGUGUCAAACUACCAAAGAAAGAGUUCCCAUAGCUCUCUAAAUGUGCCUGGAGCAGGAGAACGAAGAUUUUUUAGAGGGGGCAGCCAUAUGUCUCAUGGCAGCUCUAGAGGUGGCCGACACCGGCCCAACUAUGUAGUACCACAGAACCAAUCACAGAUAAUUCCAGGACUGGCAACAGCAACAGUAGGAGAAAAGCAGAAAGAAGAGUUAGAGGAUGCCAAAGCUAUAGAAGGAGGGUGGACUAAGGUAGAACGCAAGAAGCCUCACAAACAGGACCAUAAGCAGCAAGACCUAAGACAGCUCAGGGGCCGUCAACGAAAGGGAGGAAGAGGGGGGCGUGGCCGGAGCUGAGGGUUUUUAUGCUGUGAUUACACCAAAGGAAAAAAAAAAACAUAUUUUAAUAUAUAUAUCUUAAGAUGACAAUUUGCAGGCAUUGCAGUUAAAAAAAGGAAGAAAAUGGAAAAUGUUAAACAUGGAAAGAAGAAACUUGCACAAGAGCUUAAACCAACUAAAAAUCUUGAUUUAUCACUUCCAGAUCCAGUAACAUUCCACAUUGUGGAUGACAAAGCUAUGAAUCAUAACGACACAACAUUUUACCAGUGGUUUUAAAACUAGGGUCUGUGGGCCAGUAAAGCAAUUUCCAUGCUUGUUGUUAAAUUUUUAAUACAAAUUUAAGCAAAAUAACCCAAAGAUGGAAGCUGUGGACUAUAGAAAUGGGUCUGUACCUGAAAUGUUUUUUUAAGAUAGUGUACUGUAUAUCUGUAGGUAACGGUCAGGUGUAUUGCAGUUAAACAUGGGUGGAAAUAUAAUUGCUGCCUUGGACCUUAAAACUGACCAAGGGACUAUUUAUAUUUUUAUGAAUAUAUUAGAUAAUAUAUUGUCAGCUUGUGACAAGGGUCUUUUUCACACAACACUCAAGAACUGUGAAUGUUGUAGUACUCCAAACUACUAAUAUUGUUUGGGAUUCAAAUGAUAUGUAUGCUGAUGCACACAAUAAAUACUACUAACACUAUAACACCACUACCGAACUAAAUGAAUACAGUUUAAGCCUCAGGUUCCAAUGUUUGUUAGAAUAUUUUAUAUAAUUUUUAUCAAAUACAUUUACAUUGUACCGUCAAAAUAAAUAUGCUUUUUUUUUAAUGACAUGACGUGUCGUGUGUGUCUGUGUGUGUGGUACGUUGGUCGCGCGCUUCACGCCCCUUAUGUAAAUCUGAUGAUAUUUGGCGCCACCGUGGAGGGUCCUGAAAGGAUGCCUUCGUAAGCCUGCGUUUCUCCUUUAUCUUUAACACUCCUUC
Messenger RNA from Clarias gariepinus (North African catfish), 3517 nucleotides. RefSeq names its product mitogen-activated protein kinase kinase kinase 20a (gene map3k20a). Gene Ontology annotation, biological process: protein phosphorylation. The record is from RefSeq and is a predicted model, not a curated record. Lineage: Eukaryota; Metazoa; Chordata; Actinopteri; Siluriformes; Clariidae. Gene Ontology annotation, molecular function: ATP binding; protein kinase activity; protein binding. The transcript is spliced from 20 exons. The coding region runs from base 192 to 2573 and encodes 793 amino acids. Gene Ontology annotation, cellular component: cytoplasm.